Messenger RNA from Tetrahymena thermophila SB210, 624 nucleotides. RefSeq lists its product as hypothetical. Lineage: Eukaryota; Ciliophora; Oligohymenophorea; Hymenostomatida; Tetrahymenidae. The transcript has 8 exons. The record is from RefSeq and is a predicted model, not a curated record.
AUGAUUGAAAAAGGAUAAUAUUUUGAAAAAUAAGAAGAUUUUGCAAACUCAAAUCUUUCUUCCCAUGUUAAUCUUGUUAUUAAGUAAGGAUUACUUUAGGAAGAUUUUAUCUAUUGUAUGGAGUUUUGUAAUAAUCUCUAAACAUUGGUAUUAGAUAUUAGUAAAGGCUUUCCUCACCCAAAAAAAUUAAAUAGAUUAAUUGAUAUUUUAGGCUGUUUAAAAGAUUUUUGGAGUUUACAUCUGAAGCUGAACAUUUUACAUUUUGAUGUUAAUGAUAUAACGGGCUUAUGUACUUCAUUGUAAAAGUACUCUAAUAUUUCUAUGUUGGAACUCUCAUUAUUCUCUUACCGAACUGAUGAUAAAAUGUUUAUACAUUUAGGUUAUUCUUUAUCAUAAUGCAAAAAUCUACGUUUUUUGACUCUCUUGUUUAAUAAUAUAUUAAUUGAAGAUAUAAUAAGCUAAUAAGGUGCAAUAAGCUUUGCUUAAUCUCUAUCAAAGAAUAAUAAUCUUUUGUAGUGUCGUAUAAGCCUUGAUUAUAUUGAAAUCUUCAAUGACAAACUUAGAUUAUUAAAAUUUGUUAUGAAUAUAAAAAAAAUGAAGAGAUUAGUAAUAUUUUAAAUGUGA